Molecule: messenger RNA, 1123 nt
Organism: Lathyrus oleraceus (garden pea)
Lineage: Eukaryota; Viridiplantae; Streptophyta; Magnoliopsida; Fabales; Fabaceae
Product: transcription factor HEC2
Exons: 1
Coding region: 262-1026 (254 amino acids)
Biological process (GO): regulation of DNA-templated transcription
Molecular function (GO): protein dimerization activity; DNA-binding transcription factor activity
Source: RefSeq, a predicted model, not a curated record
CUUUACUAUUGUCCAUUCCCAACAUCACUAUUUUAUUCAUUUUUUCACUAUUCUCUCUUCAUUCUCACCAAUCUAUCUAUCACAAGCCUUCACUCACUCCAACUUCACAGUCUGAUAUCAAUUCCCUCUCUCUCUUUCCUCUGCUCAUCUUCUGUUUUUUCUCUGUUUUUUCAGUUACCCUUUAAAUACUUGUCCAUCUUUUUCUCCUUUCCCUCCAUCUUCACCUUUUGUUUCUAUCUUUAUUCUCUUCACAUCACAAAAAUGGACUGUAAUAACCAUUUGAAAUCUUCCUCCUCAUCAUCAGAGGAACAGAUUGACAUGAUGUUGAUGAUGAUGAUGCAACUCCCUGAAUUCUCUUCAUCCAACAACAACAAUGAAUUUCCACCGUCAGAUCAAGACUUCUAUAACACACGUCCUCUUUCAGAUUUAAUCGAUAACCCUCCAAAUCCAUUCCCUUGGUCAUCAUCUUCAUCUUCAUCACUACCCUUACAAUCAACAAACAAUAUCUCUUUCACUAAUAACAACUCCACUACUCCGUUAAUCCUUCAGCAGCAGCAACAAACCCCACCGUUAAUGUUUUCGAACGCGAACAACACCGACGCUGUUACGAAUCCGAACCGUUACGGUGCGGCUGAGAAGAGAACCUCGAUGGCCGCGAUGAGGGAGAUGAUAUUCCGAAUAGCAGCGAUGCAACCGAUUUACAUAGACCCGGAAUCAGUAAAACCGCCAAAGAGAAGGAACGUGAAGAUCUCAAAGGAUCCUCAGAGCGUAGCAGCAAGACACAGAAGAGAAAGAAUAAGCGAGAAAAUAAGAAUACUCCAGAGAAUGGUGCCCGGUGGAACGAAGAUGGAUACUGCAUCAAUGUUGGAUGAAGCUAUUCAUUAUGUUAAAUUUCUCAAGACACAGUUGAAGACAUUGCAGGAACAUGCCAACAAUAACAGGACUGUUGCUGGUUCUGGGAUAGGGUUCCCUGUUUCAUUGCCUAAACCUUAUCAAGCUCGUAGUGUUGAUCAUUAUGGUGAUUAAUUUUGUUGCUUAAGUUUUAAUUAGUAUUUAUAAGUUUAACUACCUACAUGUGAGUCAUCAGUUAAUUAUUAAAUAUAGUACUCUAUUUUAAGGUUUA